Molecule: messenger RNA, 6129 nt
Organism: Mizuhopecten yessoensis (Yesso scallop)
Lineage: Eukaryota; Metazoa; Mollusca; Bivalvia; Pectinida; Pectinidae
Product: glycolipid transfer protein-like
Exons: 7
Coding region: 77-739 (220 amino acids)
Biological process (GO): intermembrane lipid transfer; ceramide transport
Cellular component (GO): cytoplasm; membrane; cytosol
Molecular function (GO): ceramide 1-phosphate binding; ceramide 1-phosphate transfer activity
Source: RefSeq, a predicted model, not a curated record
AACAUAAAGCGAUUGUUUACUUCCGGUAACGUAGCAGGUACUUGCAUGCAAAGACAUUCCGAUUCCGGCACUGAGAAUGGCAAAUGCACGGACAUUUUUCGAUCGAGAGAAGUUUUACGACCCUGUGCCUGAAGAUGGGGCUAUUGAAUUAGACACAUUUCUUGGCAAAACCAGUCAGAUAACCGUGGUGUUCGAUCACUUUGGAAGGGUUUUUUCACCAGUCAAGUCUGAUAUGAACAGCAACAUCGAGAAAUUACGGAAGGUUAUUGCUGCGAAGAGAGAAAGUGGAGGAGAUUAUAAGACUAUUCAAGAGAUUAUUGAGGAUGAAAUGGCAAGAAAUACUUAUCAAAGCAAAAAUUCGGGCACCGUAGCUGGAAUUUGGUUGGGAAGAGGGCUGAAGUUCAUGUACUUAUUUUUUGAGCAACUGGUCUCGGCUCACAAAGGAGGAGAUAUGACUGAGAACAACGUAGCAUUUGUCAAUGAGGCAUAUGCUAAUUCUCUAAAACAGCACCAUAAUCUCAUUUCUAAAGGUAUAUUCAAGGUGGCUCUUCAUGCAGCACCAAACAGGAGUGACCUGUGUAGGAAGUUGAUGAAAACCCCCGGGGAUAUGGAGGCCAAAGAUAUCAAUAAAGAGGUACUAGAAGAGAUGGAGGUCUAUCUGGUUAACCUAAAGAACACAGUGGAUACCUGGAACAGUCAGUGUAUGGCUAUUACAAAGGACAAGUACAACAGCCUAUAGCCUAUUUCUAUACAAAUCAUGGUUGCUGAAGCCUUAGAUGAGUUUGUUGCGGGGAUGGACAUUUGAGGGCCACUGUCAUGGCCUAUAUGGAAGCUUUUGUAGAUAAAGAGGUCGUCAAUCUAUAGACAUAGAAUGAUUUAGGUGUGCUUGAACAUUCUAUAAUUAUGUCAGUCUGGACGUUAGUAUUCCUGAAAUCUCUUCGUAGUACCUGAAAUCUGUGCCAUUUAUAUGUGUGUUCUCAGUGUGAGUUGGUCAUGGUUACAUGGAAGUCAAGUGUCCACAAAGUGUUUGUGUGAAACUGCUGUAUAUGAAAAUCUGGCAUUUUAUAUAUGUUGUUAGUGUUAGUCAGCUGUGGUAAUAUAAAAAUCAGGUCUCCUUAGUUACCCCGUACAUGUCCCCCAUGUGACAGUUUGAGGGUUAACUUUGGCAGUUACAGUGAAGUACAUAUCUUCAAGAUGUCAUAAGCAUUCAGAAAAGUAUGGUCAUCAAAAUAACUUCGGGGGGAGAUGGAUAUGGCUGGUAAUGACCGAUGAUCAGCUCAUUGUCAGUUGUAGUGAGUUGUGGUCAGCUGAUUCCAACACAUGAGGCUUGAAUUCCAAUAAUGCAUACAUAGCCUGUUAACACAGCUACUAACAAAUAUCACAGCACAAUGCUCCUGACUGCCAGCUUCAGAAUUAAGUAACUGCCUGUUCAACUAUGGUAGGAAGGACACACGACAGUUAUUUGUGUGUUAAAGAAAGACAUCUCAUUCUGCCAAAAUGUUGUUAUGGUAAUGAUUUUGCCCUUUUUGAAUACACUAUAUACCGAUUAUAAAAUGCCAAGGUUUUCAUUAUUUUUUAAUUUGAAUCUAAUAAAUCUGUUACAAUCUGUUACGCAGCAGUAUUUUGUGCCUCUACUGUUAUUGGACACAGUUCCAGUCGUACAUAUCAUGUGAUAUUUGUCUUAUCAGCUGGUUGAACAUUGUACAAGAAUGUUUUAUUGUAACUGGUUCUGACAUAAUCAUUGUACAUCAGAUUUUUAUGGUUCAGAUCUUUAAUAGGGUGUGAAAGGCUUUUCAUGUGUGAAUGUUCUGGUAAAUACUAGAACACCACUUUCAAAUGGUAGUUAAACUAGAAAAUGUCUAAGACAUAAAUGCCCCCUGCCCAUGGAUGGGACAGGACGGGACGGGAAGGACAUGGGCAACACUAUAUGCCCCUCCAGGUUAUAAAAGUGGGGAAAUAUAUUCCAUGCUAAAAAUGGGCAUAUUGAUUGACUUAGCCUAGGGUUGUGGUAUUCCGCUUACUUGCUCAACUUGUUCUGUGUAGCUAUCUUGAAUAAUCCACAUGUAAGACUAAUAACCACUGGCCUUAAAUCUCUCCCUCUCUCUUUGGGAUCCACACGGAUGUUAACCACUAGCCAAUUUCUAACACAUCAACUUACCAAGUAUUGUAUAACUUCAGCAAUAACCUGAUGCAAAGUAUGAUGACAUUGUAAUCUGGAACAUGCUGUGUGCUGGUAGAACUCUGCCUUCUGGGACCAGUAAUGUAUUGUUACAGGCCUUCUGGGACCAAUUAUGUAUUGUUACAGGCCUUCUGGGACCAAUUAUGUAUUGUUACAGGCUUUCUGGGACCAAUUAUGUAUUGUUACAGGCCUUCUGGGACCAGUUAUGUAUUGUUACAGGCUCAAACAGGGCUUUUUCCAUAUUGUAAUGCUGAAAAGUGAGAAAAGUACUGUAUUUUGUCAGUAGGGCAAUUUAUAUAUACAUUUGGGGAAUUACUCCCACUCCCUCCCCAACCAUUUUCCCUUGGAGGGGGGGGGGGGUGGAAGGCGAUCGCUGUACAUAUGAAACACUUUCUGCAAUAAUUAGAAUAAUCUGUCUAGAUAUUAUUGAUGUGGAAAUGUUUAUGAACUGUGAUAAGAUUAGCUUGUUUCUAUAUUCAUUUUGUCAAAUAAUAUCAUUUUGCUAACAUUUUUUAAUAACUUUAAUAAUGAGGUAUAAAUUGAAAUUUUAUAGAAAUUAUAUUUCCUUUUAGUUAAAACCUAUUGAACUUUAUAUUUACCAUAAAAUUAAUUGAGUAAAACAAUGUGUUUUAAGAUGUAGAUUUUUUUAUGAAAUUCCUAAGUCAAAUUAUUAUUUCAAACAUGAACUGAAUCUGUAAACUUAUCAAUUUUAGAAUUAUGAAUGUAAAAGUUGUUAAUUCAAAUUAACUCAGUUGUUUUACUUAUCGUUAUAAGAGAUAUUUUUUCAUUAUAUUUAACAAUACGAUAUUCAAACCAUCAGCAUGUUUCUGUUCUGAUGAGAUAUAUAUAUAUAUUAUGUACAAGUUAUAAAAGUAAGGGUAAAAAAAUUGUAUCGCCAAACCAAAAUAUAUACCAGUCAGUCCAGAUUGUGAGAGUGAAUUGUAUUUAUGAUUAUAGUGUAACAGGAAAUGAUUGAUGUAAACCGCCUGUAAUAUUGUAACUGUAAGAAAACUGCAACAUCACAAAAGUAUGUAGAUACAUUGUAUAUGGUAACAAAUUGUCGCCUGGUGGUUGUGUGGAAUUUAGGUAAAACUAGUAACGAAUUGUCGCCUGGUGGUUGUGUGGGAUUUAGGUAAAACUAGUAACGAAUUGUCGCCUGGUGGUUGUGUGGGAUUUAGGUAAAACUAUCAGAAGUCACCAAUUAGUGUAUCCUGUUUUUACAAAUAACUACCCACAAACAUCCUCCAAUAUUUCAGGCUUUAAAUGAAAAUAUUUUUGAUAGCAUCUUCAUAUUUGAUGUAGGUAUUUCUCUGGUUCAUGUAUGUUCCAUCACGUACCUUGCACACAUAAAGUUUUCAGCGAUGUAAAGAAGCUACUGAUUUCUCUGUAGUCACUAAACAUAGGUGAACUUCAGAUUAAUUGAAAGUUGGAAGAAAUGUUAGCUGGUUAUCCAUGAUUGUAAAACAUGAGUUAAAUGAAUUGAGGAUGUAUUUAUACAUUUAAAAAUUUCUCUGGAAAAAAACAUUUGCUUUGGGUACGCUUUGGUAUAUACUGUAUAAUGCUUGUGGGAUGCCAGCACAUAUACAAGCUUGAAUCUAUUAAGUUGAAACCCAUUUCUCAUCUUCACAAUAUGUCAAAACCAAACCCUCUAUUAUUGUCAUCAUGAUUGUUUGAAUGUUUCUUUUAAAUCCCCUGCCCCCCAGAUGCGUUUUUAUGUAGCAGUAGUAUACGGUGCCCACCUGGUUAGAUUUUGUGUGGCUGCAGUAUUUUGAACAGUUCAGUCCCAAACAGACAUGGUUUUAUUAAGCUUUAUUACUGGUUACAAUUGCAGUGCAUGUAUUUAUGAAGUAAAUGUUGUAGUCUGUAACUCAGAUGUAUACACAAAUAUUUAUUAUUCAUAUAGUCAUGAAAAAAUAAUGUGCUAAUUGAAAGAUUUAAAUUACAUGAAUAAGCUGUAUGGUUAUGUCAGAACCUUGUUCAAAACGGGGAUAGGUUAUAGUUGAUAUAUUUUUUAAACAAAAUAUGUUACCUUUGUCUUAUAAGCCUAAAUGGCUUACAGAAUAAAAAGAAUUGAAUUGAAGUCUAUAAUGUUUGUACUGAUCAUGCAAUAAGUUCAGUCCCGUCACUUUUGUCAUUGUGUGCCUUGGACCAUCUGAAAUAUUAAUUAUUAACAAUCUACUUUGAUUGUUUGAAGACAGUGCACAAAGAUGUCUGAUGGCUAUCAUCAUUACCCUCGGAUAAAAUGUGUUUUUUUAAAACCAACAUUGUGGUUUUAAUGCUAGCUUUGUUAUCUUGGAAACAGCUGUGUUGUCGGAGGUGAAGCAGUCAUCUUUUGACCAGCUCAGUUGUUUAAGUAUACCUACCAGCUCCAUUGAUUGAGUAAUUCAGUUAUCUUAGGAUCAGCUCAGUUGUUUUAGGACCAGCUCAGUUUUCUGAGGAUCAGCUCAGCUGUUUUAUUAGAAGCACCUGUGUUGUUUUAGGUCUUGAUCAGUUGACUUAGGAUCAGCUAAGUUAAAUUAGGACCAGCUCAGCUGUCUUAGGAUCAGCUCAUUUGUUUUAAUAGAAGCAUCUGUGUUGUUUUAGGACUAGAUUAGUUGACUAAGGACCAAUUCAAUUAUCUCAGGACCAAUUUUUGAAGGACCAGAGUUUGGUUUUCUACAGACCAGAACGGCUUAUUGCCAGAGAUGUUUGUACAGCAACACGGCUGUUCUUAAACAAACCAACUUCGUUAACUGUUGUUAUAUCUUAUCAUCAGUGGAACCUUGGUACUUUGACUGUAUGACAUGAAUGCAUAAUAAUUAUAUAUAUACACUAUUACCUAUUCUGUAGAUUAAUGGUGAGAUUGUCAAAUGGUUGUGAACUUGUUUAAUAAACAAUGAAUUAUAUUUGAAGUAAAAUCAUUGGAUACAAUUGUUUGUACAUAUAAUCUUGUCAGUUGUAAAGGAAACCCAUUAAUAUCACAUUAUAUGUAUAACAUCUGGUGUGAUUAUCAACAUUACAUAAAGCUGAGUACAUGGUGUGUUAAAGAAAAUUAAAGAAUAGACAUCUGUUUGUUUCACUUCAGGUGGAAUUAGAAAAGCUGUAUUAUAUUUUUUGAAUUUUCUUUUUUUCGUCAAAGUAUCAUUUUUGUAAGAGAGAUAUCCUGGUUAACAUAUACUGGCCUAAUUAAACUACCAAUGAAGUGGAACUGGGCUGGGUCAAUUAAGUCAUUAGGCUGUGCACUUUUCCCUUUCCUGUUACAUUCGACACCAAAUAAAAUUUACCCAGAGAAGGUGGUAUAUAGAGUCUCAUCUGCCUAUAGGGGCCAACAACUUGUUAAAGGCAGGAAGAAUGUAGCAGAACUGGACUGGAUCAAUCGCUAAUGACCAGGUAACUCGGUUGGUUAGAGCAACCUCCAAGACUUUGGAGGUCUCGGGUUCAAAAACCGGUCUGGCCGUGCAUGUUUCCCUAUCACUGGUUCACCAGUAUUACAUGCCUUAUUGUCCUGCUGCUAUUACAGGCCUAUUAGUACUACUGCUAUAACAGGCUUAUUAGUACUACUGCUAUUACAGGCCUAUCAGUACUACUGCUAUUACAGGCCUAUUAGUACUACUGCUAUUACAGGCCUAUAAGUACUACUGUUAUAACAGGCCUAUUAGUACUACUGCUAUUACAUGCCUAUACGUACUACUCCUAUUACAGGCCUAUUAGUACUAUAGAUUUUCUGUCCUUUAGAGUGGUUUGAAUGUGAUUUUUCUAAUACGAUACAAAUAUUGGAUAACUGAUUUAUGUUUAGAAAUGUCGACAGUACAAAGCAUGUAGUGUGAUUAGGGAAUACUGUAUUUAUACACCUUAGCUACACAUAGAUUUAUUUAUUUUUAUCAAAACUGGUGACAGGUUCUUUACCAAAGAGAAAUAUCUUUGUUUUCACUAUGUGCGGUUUAAUAAAAUGAGUGGGUUUUAACAUGUUA